Messenger RNA from Cladocopium goreaui, 420 nucleotides. The record is from the annotation of a GenBank genome assembly. NCBI's taxonomy places the organism in Eukaryota, Dinophyceae, Suessiales, Symbiodiniaceae.
AUGCAGCUGGCCAUCCGAAAAGAGGCGGCGCAGAUCUUCUUGAGCGGAAGCUACUUGAAGGCGCCUUCACGCUGGGCGGUUUGGACAGGGAAGGAGGCGCUCAGCAAAGUCUGUGAAACGAUCCACGAACACCGACAAGAACCGACCAUGCACGAGCUCUUCCGCAAGACUGCGGAGGCACUGCCCUUGAAGUAUCCCUUAGGGGGCGACACCUUAGCGCUCUGCGACCUGCGUGGCUGCCGGACUGUGGCAGAUGUGACGUGCAUCUUCCUACAGCGCAUUGUGGCGGAGCAUCUCCUGCGAGAAGCUGAUCGCAGACUUUGGUCGGUGGCACGCAAGCAGCAUGGAGCCGGGGGGACCGGGGAAAAGGUGAAUGGUACCAUCGUUGAAGCGAUGAAGCGUGGGGAAUUUCAUGUUUAA